AUGUCUCAACAAAAGUCUGCUAUCCUCUCUGUCUACGACAAGACCGGCCUGCUGGACCUGGCCAAAGGUCUGGUCAAGAGCAAUGUCCGUCUGCUCGCCUCCGGUGGUACCGCUCGCAUGAUCCGUGAGGCCGGAUUCCCCGUCGAGGAUGUUUCUGCCAUCACCCAUGCUCCCGAGAUGCUCGGCGGCCGUGUCAAGACCCUCCACCCCGCCGUCCACGGUGGUAUCCUCGCUCGUGAUAUUGAGUCCGAUGAGAAGGAUCUGGCGGAGCAGAAGAUCGCCAAGGUGGACUUCGUCGUCUGCAACCUCUACCCCUUCAAGGAGACCGUCAACAAGGUCAACGUCACCAUUGAGGAGGCUGUGGAGGAGAUCGAUAUCGGUGGUGUGACCCUCCUCCGUGCCGCUGCCAAGAACCACGCCCGCGUCACCAUUCUUUCCGACCCCCAGGACUACCCCGAGUUCCUGAAGGAGCUGGAGGCCGGUGAGAUCACCGAGGCCAGCCGCAAGCUGCACGCCCUCAAGGCCUUUGAGCACACCGCCGACUACGACAGCGCCAUCUCCGGCUUCUUCCGCAAGCAGUACGCUGGCAACGGCGAGCAAUACAUUGCCCUCCGUUACGGUACCAACCCCCACCAGAAGCCCGCUUCCGCCUACAUGCUCCAGGGCAAGCUCCCCUUCAAGGCCCUGAACGGAUCCCCUGGUUACGUCAACCUGCUUGACGCCCUCAACGCCUGGGCGCUGGUGAAGGAGCUCAAGCAGGCCUUGGGCUACCCCGCCGCCGCCAGCUUCAAGCACGUGUCCCCCGCCGGUGCCGCUGUCGGUGUGCCGCUGAACGAGAAGGAGCGCAAGGUCUACAUGGUCGACGACAUCGCCGGCAUCGAGUCGUCCGGCCUGGCUCAGGCCUAUGCCCGUGCCCGUGGUGCUGACCGCAUGUCCAGCUUCGGUGACAUCCUGGCUCUCAGCGAUGUCGUCGAUGUUCCCACCGCCAAGAUUGUCUCUCGUGAGGUGUCGGACGGUGUGAUCGCCGCCGGAUACACCCCCGAGGCUCUGGAGAUCCUCUCCAAGAAGAAGGGCGGCAAGUACCUGGUGCUCCAGAUGGACGAGAACUACGUCCCUGCCGCCGAGGAGACCCGCACGCUCUACGGCGUCCAGCUCACUCAGCACCGCAACGAUGUCGUCAUCUCCCCCCAGAAGACCUUCAACACUAUCAUCACCCCCAAGGAGCUGAAGGCCCUUCCCGAUUCGGCCGUGCGUGAUCUCACCGUGGCCACCAUCGCUCUGAAGUACACCCAGUCCAACUCGGUCUGCUACGCCCUGAACGGUCAGGUCAUCGGUCUCGGCGCCGGCCAACAGAGCCGCAUCCACUGCACCCGUCUGGCCGGCGACAAGGCUGACAACUGGUGGAUGCGGUUCCACGACCGUGUGCUGAACAUCAAGUGGAAGCAGGGCACCAAGCGUGCCGACAAGAGCAAUGCCAUCGACCUUCUCUGCUCGGGUCAGACCCCCCGCAACGACGCUGAGAAGGCCGAGUACGAGCGUGUUUUCGAGGAGGUGCCCGCUCCCUUCACGCAGGAGGAGCGUGAGGCCUGGCUCUCCAAGCUCAACGAGGUUGCGGUCUCGUCGGAUGCCUUCUUCCCCUUCAUCGACAACGUCUUCCGUGCGGCCCGUUCCGGCGCCAAGUACAUCGCGGCUCCCAGCGGUAGCCAGAACGACGGUCCCGUCUUCGAGACCGCCGAGAAGCUCGGCAUUGUCUUUGUCGAACAGGGCACUCGUCUGUUCCACCACUAA
Molecule: messenger RNA, 1788 nt
Organism: Aspergillus terreus NIH2624
Lineage: Eukaryota; Fungi; Ascomycota; Eurotiomycetes; Eurotiales; Aspergillaceae
Product: phosphoribosylaminoimidazolecarboxamide formyltransferase/IMP cyclohydrolase
Exons: 4
Coding region: 1-1788 (595 amino acids)
Biological process (GO): 'de novo' IMP biosynthetic process
Cellular component (GO): cytosol
Molecular function (GO): phosphoribosylaminoimidazolecarboxamide formyltransferase activity; IMP cyclohydrolase activity
Source: RefSeq, a predicted model, not a curated record